CGUGGCACGGCGCACACCCGUCAAGCCACGCGCGCGCAGCGAUCUGCGUCCUCUUUUAUCCUUCGCCCCUUCUCAGCUCUUCUUCCGUUCAAAUCGAUGGCCAUAAGUGUCACCGCUGCUCUCAGCUUCCUCAGUCUCUCUCCGAAUUCCAAAAUCCCAGCCCUAAAACUCACGAAACCCACUUCUCCCCUCCCCACUCUCUCUCCCCACACCCUCAAUGCCACCCUCCCCUCAUCCACGGCCGGCAUCGCCAUCGCUGCGGCCGCCUCAGCAACCGUUUUCUCGCUACCGGAAUUUGUCCUCCCUCCGGAUGCGCUCGCAGUUGGUGGCGAGUUCGGGAUCCUCGAGGGGCGCACUUUCGCGCUCAUACACCCGCUAGUGAUGGGCGGCCUCUUCUUCUACACCGUUUGGACUGGAUACCUUGGAUGGCAAUGGCGACGUAUACGCACCAUCCAGGAAGAGAUUAACGAGCUCAAGAAGCAGGUCAAGUCACCUGUACCCGCCGCCGUCGCCGCUGGAGGUGUCGAUAUGGGCAGCCGUGAGCCGGCACCUCCGCCACAAACAGAGUCUUCCUCCGUGGAGCGGAAGAUGUUGCUGCUUACUGAGGAGAGGAAGGAGCUGUUGAAAGGCGGGUUUAGGGACCGACACUUUAAUGCUGGAUCAAUAUUGUUGGGGUUUGGUGUGUUUGAGGCCGUUGGAGGUGCAGUCAAUACCUGGUUCCGGACUGGGAAGCUCUUUCCUGGGCCGCACCUAUUUGCCGGAGCAGGGAUCACGACCUUAUGGGCGCUGGCAGCAGCACUUGUUCCUCAGAUGCAGAAGGGAAAUGAAACAGCCAGAAAUCUGCACAUUGCAUUGAACGCAUUGAAUGUUCUGCUCUUUAUAUGGCAGAUUCCCACUGGUAUUGAAAUUGUUUACAAAGUGUUUGAAUUCACUAAUUGGCCCUGAUUUCUGCAUUACUCUGUCUUCUUCUUACUGGCUUAUGACUUUAUUAUUCUGUUCUUCUUCCCAUAGAUUUCAUAUGCUUAUCACAUGAUGCUUGCCAACCAUGUAUCUUCUUAUAAGAUAGCAUUGGUCAUGGUCAUUAAAUACUGCUUGAUGUAUAUAUACGGAACUCCUGAAUAGUUAAAUAUCAAGCUUGGAAGGUCUGGUUGCUGGUAAAUAUAAUGUAUGUUCUAAAAUGGAUUUAAUUUUUAUAGUUUUUUCCCA
Molecule: messenger RNA, 1206 nt
Organism: Phalaenopsis equestris
Lineage: Eukaryota; Viridiplantae; Streptophyta; Magnoliopsida; Asparagales; Orchidaceae
Exons: 3
Coding region: 97-945 (282 amino acids)
Cellular component (GO): chloroplast thylakoid
Source: RefSeq, a predicted model, not a curated record